AACAUGCGACUUGACCCACCGAUGUCUCCCCACUUGCGAGCAGAGUGCGGGCCAGGGCAAGUGUGCUAGAAAGCCCUAACACCGAACAAAGUCAGCUGACCCACCUUGAUUAUGUGGGACCCUGCCAAAAGUUCAACUGCGACGCCUUAUCUCAAAUUCCUGACCUCUUCUUCUCAAGCGCACCUUCACAACAUCUACAGAUUGCUGAGGAAGACAUUGUGUCUAGGCAAUCAUGCAGAUCUUCGUGAAGACCCUCACGGGCAAGACUAUCACCCUUGAGGUGGAGUCGAGCGACACCAUCGACAAUGUCAAGUCCAAGAUCCAGGACAAGGAGGGCAUUCCCCCCGAUCAGCAGCGCCUGAUCUUUGCCGGCAAGCAGCUCGAGGAUGGCCGGACCCUCUCCGACUACAACAUCCAGAAGGAGAGCACCCUCCACCUUGUGCUCCGCCUGCGUGGUGGUGCCAAGAAGAGGAAGAAGAAGGUCUACACCACCCCGAAGAAGAUCAAGCACAAGCGGAAGAAGACCAAGCUCGCUGUGCUCAAGUACUACAAGGUGGAUAGCGAUGGCAAGAUUGAGCGCCUCCGCCGCGAGUGCCCGAACGAGACUUGCGGUGCCGGUGUUUUCAUGGCUGCCAUGCAGGAUCGCCAGUACUGUGGCCGCUGCCACCUGACCUACGUCUUUGAGAAGAACGCUUAAGCAAUUGGCGUCGGUCAUGCUGAACACCUCGGGGUGGGGAUAAGAUUGCAAGGAGUCAGGAACGGGCAACGAUCUUCACGAACCGGAGUUUAUGUACCUUAGAGUUGGGCAUAUGCGGGCUCGGAACCGGCAAGGAAAAUGCAAUUUGGGAUGCGAUGACAACCAGUGCUAUCUUAGCCACUGGUGUCAUCUGCUGCGGCUGAGGGUCUGGGACGUGCAGGCAGCCGCCUCGUAAUACAGCCAAGUUUCCGUC
Parathielavia appendiculata is the source of this 950-nucleotide messenger RNA. RefSeq names its product ubiquitin-domain-containing protein. The transcript is spliced from 3 exons. Gene Ontology annotation, biological process: modification-dependent protein catabolic process; translation; protein ubiquitination. The coding region runs from base 233 to 697 and encodes 154 amino acids. Gene Ontology annotation, cellular component: cytoplasm; nucleus; ribosome. Lineage: Eukaryota; Fungi; Ascomycota; Sordariomycetes; Sordariales; Chaetomiaceae. The record is from RefSeq and is a predicted model, not a curated record. Gene Ontology annotation, molecular function: ubiquitin protein ligase binding; protein tag activity; structural constituent of ribosome.